Messenger RNA from Wickerhamiella sorbophila, 1623 nucleotides. RefSeq names its product ATP synthase subunit alpha, mitochondrial. The record is from RefSeq and is a predicted model, not a curated record. Lineage: Eukaryota; Fungi; Ascomycota; Dipodascomycetes; Dipodascales; Trichomonascaceae. The transcript has a single exon. Bases 1 to 1623 code for a protein of 540 amino acids. Gene Ontology annotation, biological process: proton transmembrane transport; proton motive force-driven ATP synthesis. Gene Ontology annotation, molecular function: proton-transporting ATP synthase activity, rotational mechanism; ADP binding; ATP binding.
AUGUUUAGAUCCGCCAUUCGCCAAUCUACUCGUCGCGUGGGCGCAGUGGCUCUUGGUCGUGCCGCAGCUGUCCCCCGUGCUGCCCGUGGCUACGCCAAGGCCGCCCCCACCGAGAUUUCGUCCAUUCUUGAGGAGCGCAUCCGCGGUGUCAACACCGAGGCCUCUCUUGAUGAGACUGGCCGUGUCCUGUCUAUCGGUGACGGUGUUGCCCGUGUUUUUGGUCUUAACAAGAUCCAGGCCGAGGAGCUGGUUGAGUUCUCCUCUGGCGUCAAAGGUAUGGCUCUGAACUUGGAGGCCGGCCAGGUCGGUAUUGUGUUGUUCGGUUCCGAUGCCUUGGUUAAGGAGGGUGAGACCGUCAAGCGCACUGGUGCUAUUGUCGAUGUUCCCGUUGGUCCUGAGUUGCUCGGCCGUGUUGUCGACGCCCUCGGUAACCCCAUCGAUGCUAAGGGCCCCAUCAACGCCAAGGAACGUCGCCGUGCUCAGCUCAAGGCUCCUGGUAUUUUGCCCCGCCGCUCCGUCCACGAGCCCAUGCAGACUGGUCUCAAGGCCGUCGACGCCCUUGUGCCCAUCGGCCGUGGCCAGCGUGAGUUGAUUAUUGGUGACCGUCAGACCGGUAAGACCGCCAUUGCUCUCGACACCAUCCUGAACCAGAAGCCCCUCAACGCCGGUAACGACGAGUCCAAGAAGCUUUACUGUGUUUACGUCGCCGUUGGUCAGAAGCGUUCCACCGUCGCUCAGCUUUCUCAGCUUCUCGAGGCUAACGAUGCCCUGAAGUACACCAUCAUUGUCAGCGCUACCGCCUCUGAGGCCGCUCCUUUGCAGUACUUGGCUCCCUUCUCUGGCUGUGCCAUGGGUGAGUGGUUCCGUGACAACGGCCGCCAUGCUUUGAUCAUCUACGACGAUCUUUCCAAGCAGGCCGUCGCCUACCGUCAGAUGUCUCUGUUGCUGCGUCGUCCUCCUGGACGUGAGGCUUACCCCGGUGAUGUCUUCUACCUGCACUCACGUCUUCUUGAGCGUGCCGCCAAGAUGUCCGAUACCUACGGUGCCGGCUCUUUGACCGCUCUUCCCGUCAUUGAGACCCAGGGUGGUGAUGUGUCUGCCUACAUUCCUACCAACGUUAUUUCCAUUACCGAUGGUCAGAUCUUCUUGGAGGCUGAGUUGUUCUACAAGGGUAUCCGUCCCGCCAUUAACGUCGGUCUUUCCGUCUCUCGUGUCGGUUCCGCCGCCCAGGUCAAGGCCGUCAAGCAGGUUGCCGGUUCCUUGAAGCUGUUCUUGGCCCAGUACCGUGAGGUUGCUGCCUUCGCCCAGUUCGGUUCCGAUUUGGAUGCCUCUACCAAGCAGACUCUUACCCGUGGUGAGCGUCUUACCCAGUUGCUGAUCCAGCCCCAGUACCACCCUCUGCCCGCCUCCGCUCAGGCUCCCGUCAUUUUCGCUGGUGUUAACGGUUUCCUCGAUAAGAUCGAGGUCAGCGAGGUCCAGCGCUACGAGGCCGAGUUCCGUGAGUACUUGUCCGUCAACUACAAGGAUAUCAUCGAGGCCAUCAACAAGACUGGUGAGCUCACCAAGGAGAACCUUGAUAAGUUGCGCAAGGCCACUGAGGAGUUCACUUCUUCUUUCAAAUAG